GACUUUGGUAAAUGCUAGAAUUGGUCAGUAGUAAUGAACCAUAAGCUGCUAUGAAUAUAUAGGCUUGUGUGGAUUUGAUGUAAAUUCUGUCUUUUUCUUGCACGUUACGUCUUUUCCAUUGGAUAUUUUUUGACUAACAGUCCAAGCUGCUGCCUUUACAUACAUUAUUCACUUCAUUGCUUCCUUAGACGUGCAGUUUAAUAGUAUUUAACUGUAAGAUUUCAGAUCGAUAUAGCUCCUUCUUUUUUUCCUGUUCAAUUCAGCUAAAGUGGACUGUCUGCUUGCUGUGUGUGUGUGUAAUAGAAGAGAGUAGAGAUGUCUUUGUUUCGGUGUGAAGAAGUUGCCCUGUAUCAGCUCUUUCUGCAGAGUGAGGCCGCCUACAACUGUGUGGGGGAGGUGGGCGAGAGUGGACUGGUCCAGUUCAGAGAUAUGAAUCCAGAGGUGAAUGCGUUCCAGAGGAAGUUUGUGAAUGAGGUGCGCAGGUGUGAAGAGAUGGAGAGGAAGCUGCGGUUUGUGGAGAAGGAGGUGAAGAAGGAGCAGCACAUUAAAGUGGCCAACAGUGUGCCUGACAACAAACAAGUCCCACAGGCGAGGGAGAUGAAUGAACUGGACAACCAGUUGGAGAAGCUAGAGAAUGAGUUGCGUGAGCUGUUGUCCAACCAGGAGCAGCUACAGAAGAACUUCCUGGAACUGACUGAGUUGAAGCAAGUGCUACUCAGGACCAGCACCUUCUUCCAGGAGGCAGACUCCCAUAGGUUCUCUUCUCCCGCCCAGCACGGGGGCAGACAUGAUGAGGAGGCCGAGGCACUGCUGGACCAGGAGAACGCGGCCGCCAUGCAACAGAGUGGGGGCGCAGGCACACUGAAAUUGGGGGUCGUAGCAGGUGUGAUCAAGCGUGAGCUGCUGGGUGCUUUUGAGCGGGUGCUGUGGAGAGUGUGCAGGGGCAAUGUGUUCCUCAAACAUGCUGACAUCGAGGAGGCACUCAUCGACCCAUCCACAGGCGACUCUCUGCGCAAGUGUGUGUUCAUCGUGUUCUUCCAAGGAGAACAGCUGGGAAAUCGGGUGAAGAAGAUAUGCGAGGGGUUCCGGGCCACCCUUUACCCCUGUCCAGAGCAGACUGGGGAGAGGAGGGAGAUGUUGCAGGGAGUGGAGGCACGCAUUGCUGAUCUGCAGGUAGUGCUGGACCAGACCCUCAGCCACCGGGCCAGAGUACUGGAGAGUGCGGCUGGACAGUUGCCAGUUUGGUUCAUGAAAGUGAGGAAGAUCAAGUCCAUCUACCACACUCUCAACUUCUUCCAAGUGUCCCAGAAGUACCUGCAGGUGCAGUGCUGGAUCCCCGUCACUGACAUCCCAAAGAUUCAGGCGGCACUGGAUAAGGGAACUUCGGACGCCGGAUCUAGCGUGCCCAGUGUGUUGACCCAGAUCCCCACCAAGGAGCAGCCGCCGACUUUCAACAGGACUAACAAGUUCACUGAGGGGUUCCAGACCAUCAUAGACGCAUACGGAGUGGCCUCAUACCGGGAAAUCAAUCCCAUGCCAUUCACGGUGAUCUCGUUCCCCUUCCUGUUCGCCGUGAUGUUCGGAGACUGUGGCCAUGGACUCAUCAUGGCGCUCUUUGCCGCUCUCCUCAUCUGGAAGGAGAAGCAGAUCAUCGCGGCCAAGAGCAAAAACGAGAUCUUCUCCAUGUUCUUCGGAGGUCGCUACGUCAUCUUCCUUAUGGGCGUGUUCUCCAUCUACACUGGAUUCCUCUACAACGACAUCUUCUCCAAGUCCAUGAACAUCUUUGGCAGCCAGUGGGGCAUCCCUGCCCACGUGGCCGAACAGCUGUCCACCAAUAGUGACCGGGAGAGUCUAGUGCAGCUCAUGGUCAACGACUCCUUCGGCUCCAACUCCCCCUACCCAUUCGGAAUAGACCCGAUCUGGCAGGUGUCGGACAACAAGCUGGACUUCCUGAACUCGUUCAAGAUGAAGCUGAGUGUGAUAUUGGGAGUGAUGCACAUGCUGUUCGGCGUCUGUCUCUCCCUCCUCAACCACACGUACUUCAACAAGCCACUCAACGUCAUCGGCGAAUUCAUACCACAGGUGUUGUUCCUGGGAGGUCUGUUCGGGUACCUGGUGUUCAUGAUCUUCUUCAAGUGGUUCGCCUUCGACUACAGCAACUCUGGAGUGGCGCCCCAGUUGCUCAUCACAUUCACCAACAUGUUCAUGCUGGGAAAGCCGGACAACUAUCUGUUCAGUGGACAGUACACAGUGCAGGUCAUACUGCUGCUGGUGGGGCUGCUCUGUGUGCCCUGGAUGCUCUUCUUCAAACCCAUCAUGCUCUACAUACAGCACAAGAACCCAGCCGCAUCGAAGAGGACCAGAGACAAAGGCGACUACAGCCAGCUGCCGCAAGGAGAAGGAGAAGAAGAAGAGGCGGAGAGGGGGAUGCAGGUGCAGUUUGCCAGCCCCUCAAAGAAGAAGAAGAAGAAGAAGAAUGAGAAGAAAAGAGGAGACGACCAGAGGGGUGCUUACACCUCAAUGGCAGUGCACAGUAGUGACAGUGAGGGCCAAGGAGGGGGAGGGAGAGUGGGAAGGGGAGGUGCAGGUGCAGAGUAUGAGUCGGACGAUGAGCAGUUGAUUGUGCCCCCUGUGGUUAUGCAGACUACCAAAGUGGGGCAAGGAAGUCACGGGGACAGUGAAGCAGAAGAGUUUGAGUUUGGCCAGAUCAUGAUCCUGCAAGCGAUCCACACAAUCGAGUUCUGUCUCGGCUGCAUCUCCCACACCGCCUCUUACCUCAGACUGUGGGCUCUCUCCCUGGCACACGCGGAGUUGUCGGAGGUGCUGUGGAGCAUGGUUAUGGCGGUGGGACUCAGUUCCGGUUAUGGUAUGUUGGGCUGUGUGAUGGUGGUGCCAGUGUUUGCCGCCUGGGCAGUGCUGACCAUAGCCAUCCUCCUACUCAUGGAAGGACUGUCUGCAUUCCUACACGCACUCCGUCUCCACUGGGUGGAGUUCCAGUCCAAGUUCUACCACGGGGACGGUCAUCUGUUCAUGCCCUUCACAUUCAAACACAUUGUUGACAACCCACUCGAGGAGUGAGAGAGGCCCGCAUUCCUACAAUACAAAUACACAAUUGAGAGAAAGAACCACUCAGCAAACGAACUAUACACAUUAGCUAUACACUCGGCACACAAGUAACUUGGAGUAGAGCGGCUCCAUCCACCCACAGCACAUUCAACUGACCACAAUCGACCUCUUAAUCAGAAGAGAAGAGAAGAGAAGAGAAGAGAAGAGAAGAGAAGAGAAGAGAAGAUACACAAACCAAAUAAACAUCACCACUGACUAACGAGACGAACUUGCUCACUAUCACCUUACUGGGGCUCCCAAAUGUGACUCAUACAUAGUCUUUAUGAUAAAUGUGUACCUGCCUAUAUUUCACGUGGCAUGCCAUCCAUUUUUACACUCAAUAUACUAUUGGCGCAAGAUUCUUUUGGCUAUACUUAUAGAAUCUGUUUCUCAUGCAAAUCGAUCAUUUCAAAUUAUUCCCACUCAUCGACUCUUUCUUUAAUAAUCUUGCAUGAAGUUUUUGCGUUAAUUCUAGAGCUCGUUAAGUGCAUUCAGCAUUUUAUGAAAGCCUAGAGUUUUGCACUUGUUAAUUACCACUGUGACAUUAGAUUUUCUAAUUGCAGAUGCUCUUUAUCUCUCUAACUAAUUAUCGCUGUAACUCAGUUUUAUCCGAAUCAUGCGUGUUGUAUUCAUUUACUUCAAUUGCUGCAAUCACGCAAUGUAAUCCUAACUUUUCAAAACGCAACCUUGAAACUAAAUAUUUAUUCUAUAUACUGGGCUACACUGUCUUUGCUAGAGAAUCUAAUUUAGGGGAAUUGAAUUUUUAUCUAUAGCAAAAAUAAUGAUAUGAAUGUAAAUUAUUCAAUUGAAAUAUAGCACAGUUUUCUUUUCACAAAAUGUAGUCUUUCCACAAACUGAUGGAGUGUUUCACAGACUAUUUGUGUGUAUUGAGAAGCGUUUUCCAAAAGUUUUUGUUAAGCAAAAAUUGAUUCCGUGCUGAAAAGGAAUAGUUUGAGAGAUGAAGGCAUCGAGUUCUGUUUGAUACUCAAUUUUUUUCUGGCAGUUUGACCAUUAAGUUUAACUGAGCGAAUCGACUUUUUGUCCUGUUCCUUUUUUAGCAUGAAUUCUUGAAAAUUGUUCCUAAUCAGUUUUGAUUUUUUGCUGAUGGACUUGUUGUUCCGACUUUCGAUACGAAAGUAACGGAAUAUUUGUGCUCGGGGUGGUAACGGUUUUUUUCCUCAGACAAAUUUCGACUUUUUAACUAGCCAAUUUUGUCGAAAUCGCUCAUUUCAAAUUAUUCCCACUCAUUGACUCUUUCUUUAAUAAUCUUGCAUGAAAUUUUUGCGUUAAUUCUAGAGCUCGUUAAGUGCAUUCAGCAUUUUAUGAAAGCCUAGAGUUUUGCACUUGUUAAUUACCACUGUGACAUUAGAUUUUCUAAUUGCAGAUGCUCUUUAUCUCUCUAACUAAUUAUCGCUGUAAUUCAAUUUUAUCCGAAUCAUGCGUGUUGUAUUCAUUUACUUCAACUGCUGCAAUCACGCAAUGUAAUCCAAACUUUUCAAAAGCAACCUUGAAACUAAAUAUUUAUUCUAUAUACUGGGCUACACUGUCUUUGCUAGAGAAUCUAAUUUAGGGGAAUUGAAUUUUUAUCUAUAGCAAAAAUAAUGAUAUGAAUGUAAAUUAUUCAAUUGAAAUAUAGCACAGUUUUCUUUUCACAAAAUGUAGUCUUUCCACAAACUGAUGGAGUGUUUCACAGACUAUUUGUGUGUAUUGAGAAGCGUUUUCCAAAAGUUUUUGUUAAGCAAAAAUUGAUUCCGUGCUGAAAAGGAAUAGUUUGAGAGAUGAAGGCAUCGAGUUCUGUUUGAUACUCAAUUUUUUUCUGGCAGUUUGACCAUUAAGUUUAACUGAGCGAAUCGACUUUUUGUCCUGUUCCUUUUUUAGCAUGAAUUCUUGAAAAUUGUUCCUAAUCAGUUUUGAUUUUUUGCUGAUGGACUUGUUGUUCCGACUUUCGAUACGAAAGUAACGGAAUAUUUGUGCUCGGGGUGGUAACGGUUUUUUUCCUCAGACAAAUUUCGACUUUUUAACUAGCCAAUUUUGUCGAAAUCGCUCAUUUCAAAUUAUUCCCACUCAUUGACUCUUUCUUUAAUAAUCUUGCAUGAAAUUUUUGCGUUAAUUCUAGAGCUCGUUAAGUGCAUUCAGCAUUUUAUGAAAGCCUAGAGUUUUGCACUUGUUAAUUACCACUGUGACAUUAGAUUUUCUAAUUGCAGAUGCUCUUUAUCUCUCUAACUAAUUAUCGCUGUAACUCAAUUUUAUCCGAAUCAUGCGUGUUGUAUUCAUUUACUUCAACUGCUGCAAUCACGCAAUGUAAUCCAAACUUUUCAAAAGCAACCUUGAAACUAAAUAUUUAUUCUAUAUACUGGGCUACACUGUCUUUGCUAGAGAAUCUAAUUUAGGGGAAUUGAAUUUUUAUCUAUAGCAAAAAUAAUGAUAUGAAUGUAAAUUAUUCAAUUGAAAUAUAGCACAGU
This is a messenger RNA of Symsagittifera roscoffensis, 5567 nucleotides long. Its product is annotated as V-type proton ATPase 116 kDa subunit a1-like. Gene Ontology annotation, cellular component: vacuolar proton-transporting V-type ATPase, V0 domain; plasma membrane; vacuolar proton-transporting V-type ATPase complex. The coding region runs from base 316 to 3078 and encodes 920 amino acids. Gene Ontology annotation, biological process: proton transmembrane transport; vacuolar acidification. The record is from RefSeq and is a predicted model, not a curated record. Gene Ontology annotation, molecular function: proton-transporting ATPase activity, rotational mechanism; ATPase binding. The transcript has 14 exons. NCBI's taxonomy places the organism in Eukaryota, Metazoa, Xenacoelomorpha, Acoela, Convolutidae.